Babesia bigemina is the source of this 1098-nucleotide messenger RNA. RefSeq names its product RNA recognition motif domain containing protein, putative. The record is from RefSeq and is a predicted model, not a curated record. The coding region runs from base 1 to 1098 and encodes 365 amino acids. The transcript is spliced from 3 exons. Gene Ontology annotation, molecular function: RNA binding. NCBI's taxonomy places the organism in Eukaryota, Apicomplexa, Aconoidasida, Piroplasmida, Babesiidae.
AUGGCGGAUCAAGAGGUAGUCGCGGCUGAACCGGUGUGCGAAGCGCCGGUGGCGCCGGCCUCCUGCGAAGGGGUAGCCGCGACCGAGGAGCCGGCCCCGGAGACGUCGUCAACCGAUGAGCCGUCCAACGAGGCAUCAGAGACGCCGGUUGAAGAGCCAGCACAGCAAGAAAGCAACGAAAGCGAGCAGCCAGAGCCACAGGAGGAGGACCAGCGCGCGUCGAACAAACAUUCCACACCUGCGGAUGACCAGGUGAAGUUCUUCGUCGGAGGCUUGCACCCAUCUGUUGAUGAAGAGGUCAUAAAGGGUCACUUCUCGAAGUAUGGACGGAUCGUUUCGGUGCAGAUCAUGCGCGACUUCUCCACAGGGCGCAGCAGGGGCUUCGGUUUCAUCACCGUCGUCACCCAGGAUAACACGGAGAAGGUGUUCACGGACGAUCACAUACUCAACGGUAAAAGGGUGGAUGUGCGCCACAUGCAACAGGACCCCGGCUCCACCAUCAAACGCAAGAUAUUCGUCGGUGGGAUCUCUAAGGCACUCAGUGAGCAGAUGCUUGAGGACUAUUUCGGCAGAUUCGGGACGAUUGAAAAGGUGAUAAUAAUGCGUCAAAUCGACGGUAGCUCGCGCGGCUUCGGGUUCGUUGUCUUCGCGGUGGACGGCGCUGCCGAAAAGGUGCUGGAGUCACCGAGCCACUUCGUGUACGGCUCUAAGGUCGAUGUUCGCGCUGCUGAGACUCGCAGCAGACAAUCUUCGAACCGCCCCGAUGCUUACUUCAAAACCCUGGCGCAAGGCAUGAAAGUGAACGGACAUGAUAACAUAAAGGGAAUGCCUUACCCACGUUCGCAUCACAUGCAACCGCCGAUAAUGCCCCCUCCGUCAGCAGCUCCGGUUGUCGGUUACGACCCACAGAUGCUCCAGCAACACAUGAUAUACCAGCAGUAUGCCAUGCAAACGCAGUACGCGUACUAUGCACAACAGGGUGGUGCCCCUGGCGGCAGGGACCCGUCCCGCUACCUGCCUCAUCGUCCAACCAACUUCGGAAACCAGCCAUACAGCCAGAACAACAUUGCACGCUCCUACCGACCAAGACCGUAUUGA